AUGUUCUGCCUCCGAAGUUGGCUCCCACUCCUCUUCAUUCCGACAAACGCAUCGCCCGCAUUCAUCCUGCUCUUCUUCAUCGGAACCUACUUCCUCAACCGCCCAUGCGUCUACUGCUCGCUGCUCCUCCUCAUCCUCUUCUGCACCUCGUGCGUCUGGUCGGACCAAUGCCUCUUUGACCGCGAUACAUCGCAGUGGUUCCAUCCACGACCGGGCAGCAGCGCCGACAUGGGCGCGUCGAGUCCUUACCUUGGACACGAAACUAUCCUGCCUGCCGUGGUCGGCGGCGCGCUGCGCAAGAUGCAGGCCGAGCGCGCGGCAAGGUGGACGGGUCUGGGAGCAGAGUGGUUGAGAAAUCUACUGGGAAAGAGGGAAUGGACCGUCGAUUGCAUGGGAGUGAACAUACAGCUCUGA
Molecule: messenger RNA, 414 nt
Organism: Emericellopsis cladophorae
Lineage: Eukaryota; Fungi; Ascomycota; Sordariomycetes; Hypocreales; Bionectriaceae
Product: bladder cancer-related bc10
Exons: 2
Coding region: 1-414 (137 amino acids)
Source: RefSeq, a predicted model, not a curated record